Helianthus annuus (common sunflower) is the source of this 959-nucleotide messenger RNA. RefSeq names its product glutathione S-transferase. Gene Ontology annotation, cellular component: cytoplasm. The coding region runs from base 149 to 805 and encodes 218 amino acids. The record is from RefSeq and is a predicted model, not a curated record. Gene Ontology annotation, molecular function: glutathione binding; glutathione transferase activity. Lineage: Eukaryota; Viridiplantae; Streptophyta; Magnoliopsida; Asterales; Asteraceae. The transcript is spliced from 3 exons.
AAUCCCAAUCACUUCAAAGGACUUUUUGAACACUCACACAAUAGUACAAUACCAAACACCCCCUAUAUCACUUGUUCUACGACCUUCAAUUCAAGAUCAUCUACAUCUGCAGCAUCAUCUUUCAAUUUACCAGCUACUAUCGGCAACAAUGGCUCUUAAAUUAUACGGUUUCGUCCCUUCAAACGCCACAUUUCGCGCUCUCGUCAGCCUCUACGAAAAGGAUUUAGACGUCGAAUUCGUAAAGGUGCAUAUGGCCGACAGAGAACACAAAACUCCUCAAUUCCUCUCACGCAACCCGUUCGGUCAAGUUCCUGUGCUAGAGGACGGUGACAUCACAAUAUUCGAAUCAAGGGCGAUAACGCAAUACGUAGCACGCGCUUACGCGGAUAAAGGAACGGAUCUGAUGAUGAAUGAUCCGAAAAAGAUGGCGAUUCAGUCGGUGUGGAUGGAAGUAGAAGCUCAUCAAUUCAAUUUACCGUCUCAUAAACUGGUAAUUGAGUUAUAUAUCAAUGUGUUGCAUCGCGGGCGGGAAGCUGAUGAGGCGUUAUUGGCGGAGUUCGAGCCCAAGCUAGAGAGUGUGCUUGACGUGUAUGAAAAAAGGCUGACGGAGAGCAAGUAUUUGGGCGGAGAUAGCUUCACGCUGGCGGAUCUCCACCACCUGCCGAAUGUGCAUUAUCUUAUGAUGACGAAGGUGAAGAAGUUGUUUGACGCGCGGCCGCAUGUGAGCGCGUGGGCUGCUGAUAUUCUUUCCAGGCCUGCUUGGGUGAAAAUUGUUUCCAUGCUUCGAAGUGAAGGUUUUGUUUGAUAUUGAGAGUUGUAUUGUACCCCUAAAUCCGUUUUAAUUAGCCAUGUUGUUGAAUAAUGAUGGAUUUAAGGUGAUAAGAUCUAAUUGUUGGUUGGAUAUAUGGAAUGUUUGGUAUAUUAUGUGUUUAACUAUUCAAUAAACAUAAUCUUUGUCA